Molecule: messenger RNA, 2370 nt
Organism: Chara braunii
Lineage: Eukaryota; Viridiplantae; Streptophyta; Charophyceae; Charales; Characeae
Source: the annotation of a GenBank genome assembly
GCCUACCGGGGUCACUUCGCGAGUUAUCAAGCACACGAUAGAGAUCGUGCCCGGUAGCAAGAUUCCCAAGGGCCCUAUCUAUCGCAUGUCUCCAAGGGAACUUGAGGAACUAAAAAAACAAUUGUCUGAGUUGACGGAGAAGGGAUGGAUUCRCCCUAGCUCCUCUCCUUAUGGCGCACCUGUCUUGUUUGUGCCCAAAAAGGAAGGUGAGCUGCGCCUUUGCAUCGAUUACCGAGGGUUGAAUGCCGUCACCGUCAAAAACGCCGAACCUUUGCCAAGGAUCGACGAUCUCUUGGAUCAGUUGCAGGGUUGUAAGGUCUUUAGUAAGAUCGACCUUAAGUCUGGGUACCACCAGAUCGAGGUGGAUCCGUCCGAUCAGCAUAAGACUGCGUUUCGUACGAGGUAUGGUCAUUACGAGUUCAUCGUGAUGCCAUUUGGUCUAACGAACGCACCUGCGACCUUUCAAAGGUCCAUGAACGAGUUGUUCAGGCAAUGGCUCGACGACUUCGUCAUCGUCUAUCUGGAUGAUAUUCUAGUAUAUAGUAAAACACUAGGCGAUCACCAGAAACAUCUACGUCUAGUACUCGGGAAGUUACGCGAGGGUAACUUCAAGCUCAACCCAAAGAAAUCCGAGUUCGCUAAGUCUGAGGUCCUAUACUUGGGACAUAUAGUGAACGAGGAGGGAUUGAGGCCUGAGGAAAAGAAGAUCUCGGCAAUCAGAGAUUGGCCACAGCCAAAGACUCUAACAGACCUUCGAUCUUUUCUUGGUUUGGCGAGUUACUAUAGGAAGUUUGUUAGGAACUUUUCUGUUAUCGCUGCACGAAUGAGAAGGUUGCUUAAGAAAGGUACUGUCUGGCUAUGGGAUAAGGAUUAUGAUUUGUCUUUCCGAAAGUUGAAAUAUGCUCUAACUCAUUAUCCUGUCCUCAAGAUUGUCGACCCGUCUCUUCCUUUCAUUGUUACGAUUGACGCAAGUCAGUAUGGUGUUGGCGCUGUCUUACAGCAAGACGACGGCAAGGGCUACCGCCCUAUUGAGUUUAUGUCUAAACGACUGCCGUGCGACAAAGUCGCCAACUCCACCUACGAAAGGGAGUUAUAUGGAUUAGUCUGUGCCCUAGAAACGUGGAAACACUAUCUCCUUGGCAGACACUUCACUGUGUACUCGGACCACUCGACUCUAAAGUGGAUCAAGACACAACCUCGAUUGUCUGACAAGUUGGUGCGUUGGUGUGCUUUUAUUGAUACCUUUGAUUUCGAACUCAAAACAAUUAAAGGUAAGUCUAAUGUUGUAGCAGACGCACUAUCUAGGAGGAGUGAUUUCUUUGGGGCUAUAAUCUCUUACCUGGAUGUUGGGAAUGAUGUGAAAGAUCAGAUUCGCGCUGGAUAUGCCACUGACCCUGUCUGGAAACCAAUCAUGGAUAUCCUAGCCAAGGACCUAUCCCAACUUCCUCACUAUCGAUUGUCUGAUGGCUUACUCUUCUUGUUGGACCAGACGGAACAGAGAUUGUGCAUUCCUCACAAGGAAGAACUUAAAAGUCUAUUGAUUGGGGAAUGUCAUGACACAGAGGGACACUUUGGUUUCAAGAAGACGUAUGCUGAGGUGCGUGAGCACUAUGAAUGGAAGGGUUUAAAAGAGGAUGUACUAACGUAUGUUCGUACGUGCCAAGUAUGUCAGAGAAACAAACCGUCUCAUGAGAACCCUUUGGGUUUUCUCCGACCACUACCUGUUCCGAGUGAGCCAGGUGAGUCUGUGUCCAUAGACUUCAUGAAACUCACCAAGUCUCGAAAUGGCAAUAGUCAAGUUAUGGUUGUGGUUGACCGUUUCUCUAAAUAUGCCAUGUUCAUACCCUUGCCUGCAGAGGCCAAGACUGAGCUUGUGAUUGCUAAAUUUCAGAUGCGAUGGGUAACUGAGUAUGGGUUUCCCAUGUCUAUCAUAUCUGACCGCGAUGUCAGGUUCACAAGCAUGCCUUGGCAGAAGCUGAUGGAGGCCUACGGUACACGACUCACCAUGUCGUCAGGUAGACACCCUGAAACGAAUGGCCAGUCUGAGCAAAUGAACCGUAUGGUCCAACAACUUCUGAGAAUGUAUGUCCGUCCUGACCAAAUAGACUGGGAUGAGAACUUACCCAAGAUUGUCGGUGCAUAUAACAAUAGUGUGCAUACCGCGACGGGACGCACACCUAACGCAUUGCACAAGGGAUGAAAGUCUAAGCGUCCCAUUGAUGUUUUAACCAGGGAUCAGUUUCUUAGACUUCCACCAGGGACAAAGGAAUAUGCCAUUAUGUUUCAGGAAGACAUUAAAAAGGUGAAGGAGAAUCUGAGGAAAACCCAAGAGCGCAUGAUUGAACAAGCUAACAAACACCGCCGCCCGUC